UUUAAAUUAACCAGCGGGCACUUAAAGUUUACUUCUUUGUACUGGUGAUGCCCCUUUCCUGUUUUCAUUGAUGCAAAAUGACUUUAAAAUGAGAAAUAUUUUUCUUGUUUGCUAGCACCAUCUCCCCCUGUUGUCCAUCCACAUAAAAUGCAUAGUCCUGGAACAUAAGAAACGCGAUACGUUUCCUUCCAGUUCUUUUGUAAGCUGACAUGAAGUAGACAGACCCUCUGAAGUUUUGUGCAUGCUGUGCUUCUUCUCCACCACCCCCCUUGCUGCAACAAGAAAAGCCUUUUCUUUUAACCUGGCUUCCUUUGAAGAAGUGACUCAGGCAGCUUCAUGGCCUCUCAAGAUCCUCAAGGACAAAUAAACAAAAUCUUUCAGGAUUAUCUCCCGGGUUCUCCAGACCUUCCUAGCCAAAAUAAACCUGUUGAACCUACAAAAGCCUGGAAGCAUGCACCGCCUCCUCACAGCUUGCCUCCUGGUCUGGAAUACCUGAGCCAGCUGGACCAGAUAAUCAUUCACCAGCAGGUGGAGCUUCUUGAAGUCAUACUUGGUACGGAGACCUGCAGCAAAUAUGAGAUAAAAAACCAUUUGGGACAAAGAGUUUACUUUGCAAUGGAAGAAAAUGGUUGCUUUGAUCGUAACUUCUGUUCACCUAUACGGUCUUUCACCAUAAGGAUUACUGAUAACACCGGUCGAGAGGUGAUCACAGUGAAUAGACCCUUGAGAUGUAACAGCUGCUGGUUCCCUUGCUACAUGCAAGAGUUAGAAGUUCAGUCCCCUCCUGGUACAAUAGUCGGCUACGUUGUCCAGAACUGGGACCCUCUGCUGCCUAAAUUCACUAUACUGAAUGAGAGCAAAGAAGAUGUAUUGAAAAUAAUUGGCCCCUAUGCAACAUGCAGCUGUUUUGGAGAUGUAGACUUUGAGGUAAAAACUCUUAAUGAAAUGUCAACAAUUGGCAAGAUUUCCAAAUAUUGGUCUGGGUUUGUAAACAAUGUCUUUACCAAUGCUGCUAACUUUGGGAUCCAGGUUCCUGUAGAGCUUGACGUGAAAAUCAAGGCUAUAAUGAUUGGAGCUUGUUUCCUCAUAGUAAGUACACAAAACCAGAGGGAAAAGCCAUCCCAAGCUAGGUAACGUGGAGCCAAAGCACCCACAAUCUAUGGGAAAACCCCAGUCCUACAACAGGAUCCACGUGAGUGGACUCUUGGGUAUGUUCAGAUCCUGUUGCGGGAUUGGGAUCCAACCUAAAAUUGUCAGUACCUAAAAGAUUAUUAGCUGGGAAACCUGUAACUUUAAUGGGUUAUGUUUUUUUUUUAUCAUUUACUGAUAUGGAAUUCUUUAAAAUUUGUGUCAUUUUAUCAUAAAGUUACACCACAUCCAACAUCCUGUCAGUUUAAAUGAUCUUUUGUGACACAGGACAACACAUGAAAAGAUGUGAUCAAAUAUUUUAAUCCUCGCAGAACCUAACAGAACCCUGGAUC
Messenger RNA from Chrysemys picta bellii (western painted turtle), 1481 nucleotides. Its product is annotated as phospholipid scramblase family member 5. The record is from RefSeq and is a predicted model, not a curated record. Gene Ontology annotation, biological process: plasma membrane phospholipid scrambling. Gene Ontology annotation, molecular function: phospholipid scramblase activity. NCBI's taxonomy places the organism in Eukaryota, Metazoa, Chordata, Testudines, Emydidae. Gene Ontology annotation, cellular component: plasma membrane.